This is a messenger RNA of Ruditapes philippinarum (Manila clam), 6416 nucleotides long. RefSeq names its product pro-neuregulin-1, membrane-bound isoform-like. Gene Ontology annotation, biological process: dendrite self-avoidance; homophilic cell-cell adhesion; axon guidance. NCBI's taxonomy places the organism in Eukaryota, Metazoa, Mollusca, Bivalvia, Venerida, Veneridae. Gene Ontology annotation, cellular component: axon; plasma membrane. The transcript is spliced from 10 exons. Gene Ontology annotation, molecular function: cell-cell adhesion mediator activity. Bases 576 to 3452 code for a protein of 958 amino acids. The record is from RefSeq and is a predicted model, not a curated record.
UCCAUGGACUAUACGUAAAGAAAAAUAUAUAUUGAUAAUUGCGAUAAUAAAUAAUAAUGAUGAACCGAUUAACGCGUAUCAACUUUAAUUGAAACUUAUUCUAAUAUUUGGAAAAAUGGGUUAUAUUAUAUUGAUACUUAACUAAUUUUAUUUAAACACUUAAUUUAUUCCGAAAAAAAAAUCACGUGUAGUGAGAAAGAUAACUAUCGUUGGUAUUUAAGACAGACCAGCCUGAGGUAUAAUAUUCAACAGGUAUAUCAUUAUUUUUAUCUUUAAAACUGGCUGCGCAUGCGCGAACUGACGUCGAUUUUAGUAGUGGUUGGUAGUAAAGCAUGUCUAGUCUUAUAUAUGAAUUCAGCUUAAGCUAAAUAACUAUAAACUGAUAUUGAGUGACUCGGUUCCAAUCGAGUAAACGUACCUAGUCAGUGUGUGUUCAAUGUUUGAACAGAGACGGAGCCAUUAAAUAGGAGGAUUUUCUUAUGGAUUUUAUUUUACAAUCUAUGUUAUAGUGUACAGUGAGAGUAAGUCAGUGUCAUUAUUGAAUGAUAACACGAGAAGGAACAUUUUAGGACAAAAUGAAGUUGUUUAGAUUACGGUUUAUUUUACUUGGAUUAUUGUUAUGUUUACACCGUGUGUGGUGUCUAACUUGUGGGACUGAGUUUGACGACACGGCGUCCAGUGCCUAUAAGGCUGAUAUUGUAAUUAUAGGUGAAUUAACGCAAGCAUUACCUCCAUCUGUUGAUAACAAUUAUAAUGCUACAGUAACAAUUAAUAAACUUCGUAAUGUAUUUAAAGGAGAGUCUUUAUUAAAAAGUCGAAGACUUUUGAACCGGCGGGGUUCGAGUCUUCUAACGAUUGGGGAGUUUGGGAAACGAAGUCCCGAAUAUUGUAUAGCUGAUGUAGAGAGAGGUGCGGAAUAUAUUUUUUUCCUUAAUAAAACUUCUGAUAUGAAAUAUUUUAAACUUUCCGCUAUGCCAGUGUCGACUAAAAAUAAAAAAUCCAUAAGACGAGCCAAAAAGGAUAUAAAGAAAAUUCUGUGCAAUAAAUCUACAUGUGUUAAAAUACCGGAAUUUGAUCCUCGAAAGAAAAUGAGGGAUCAGACAAUUGAAGCUGGGAAAAAAUUAGAAUUAAACUGUAGAUUAAAAAGAAAACCAUUACCAAAUGCAGUAUUUACAUGGUUGAAGGACGGGAAGGAUAUCAACACUUUAUCUAAGAAGAGAUUCCGAAUAAGAACCACAAAGAAAGGAUCUCGCCUGUCUGUCCGGAAAGCUUCUCCUGGAGAUUCGGGCAAUUAUGUAUGUAUAGCUAGAAAUGUUGGAGGAGAUGUACAACAAGCAGCUGUGAUAAAAGUACAAGAUGGCUCUACAACUAUGCCGGAGCCAGGUUCUCGUGGAAUGCAAGAUAAAGAACAAAAGUUUGGAGAAACUUUAAGAUUGACUUGUAAAGUUAAAUCCAAUUCAAAUCAACCCGCCAAAUUUACUUGGAAAAAAGGAGAGAAAGAAAUAAAAACUGGUGAUAUGGAGGGAUUAACUAUCCGUUAUAAAGAUGACGAAUCAAAAUUAAAAAUAACCAAAACUCUGCUGUCAGAUGAAGGUGUAUAUACAUGUAUUGUGAGGACGUCAAGCGGGACAACAAUCCAGAAAUCUAACGUUACUGUCAUUGAUGGGCCAAAAAAAGAAGUCCCGUGUGGUCCAGAACAUAAAAAUUAUUGCCUGAAUGGUGGCAAUUGCUCAAAAUACGUAUCUCUUAAUGAAACAUUUUGCACAUGUCCACGAGAGUAUAAAGGUAAACGGUGCGAAGUUUUCUCCAUAGAUGUCAAGCGAUCACUUGGAGAGGAUAAACUUGCCCAAGAUAGGACAUUUAUCGUCGUAGGAAUCAUUAGUGGCAUUUUACUCUUCAUUGGAAUCUGUGUGGCUUCAUACUUCCUCGCUAAGCGACGCCGGGACCAAUUCCAUCGCCGGCGGCGUCAGAGGGCAAAUGGCAACAUAGAAGACAACAUUCCACAGGUUUAUAGACCACUUAUUGGCUGUGAUGAUAUAGAUGGACUCACGAAGAAAAUGAACGGUGUUCUGAUACAUAAGGAGACUCAAACAACGGAGACAUGUUUCCUUACGUCUGACAAGACAAAUCUCUACAUUAAUCCUUUGGAAAGUUAUACUAGAAAUGAUGGUGGUGAUAGGAAUAAUUCCAGAUCAAGAAAAUCAGCCGUCUCUCUUGAGGAAGACCCAAGAAGAAGGAAAAGUCCAAAUACAGAUCAAAAUGAAAGAAAUGAAUCUAGAAAAAGUAACCCUUCUGACAAAAGUGAUAAAAAUGAUCUAGGUAGCAAAAGUGGCAGUAUUGGAAAGCAUCUAAAUGUAGAAGGGAUUCCUGAUAGAAUGAAUGAUCUAAGUCCAAGACAUACUCCGAUACAAAAAUCGUCGGAUAGACCUGUAGGUGCUAAUCAUAAUCCUAAUAUUCCAAGUCCGAAAUCCGCUAGGCCACCUGCAUUGAAUCUUGAUACCGAUAGUGAUGACGAACCACCAAAAGAUGGAACGCCAUUGACACCUUUACAUAUAAGUGAAGAGGAGGAUAAUUCUGAAUUGUUUAAAAAGUGCAAGCCAAAGAGAACAGAAGAAGAAAAUGCUGAACUAUUUAAAAAGUGUAAAGUAAAGGCCACAGCACUUCAAGCAUUUGGUCCCCCUAAACGAAAACAAGAAAAUCAACCGUUUGGAAUCAACAGGAAACAAGAUAACCAACCAUUUGGAUCUAACAAAAAGCAAGAUAACCAUCCAAUUGUACCUAACAAAAAGCAAGAUAACCAACCAAUUGUACCUAACAGAAAGCAAGAUAGUCAACCAUACGGUCCAAAUAAAUUGCAAGAAAAGCAAGAGAAUCAGUCGUUAGGGCCCAAUAGAAAACAAGAUAUACAAGAAAGUCAGCCAUUCGGUCCAAAUAAAAAACCAGAAAAUCAGCUUUUCGGAUAUAAUAGGAAACAAGAGAAUCACCCGUUUGGACAUAUAAGAAAACAGGAAAAUAUUCCCAAAUCUAAUUCCAAAGAAAAAGAUAUGACUUUACCGAUUCAUUCGCCUGAAAAUAAUACUGCUGUGUCAACCAAUGGUGAAGUACAAACGCCAGGUAAGCGUUCUAAAUCCAGUUCUAGUGCCAAUGAGGAAAGUGAUAGUAGUACCACAACGGAAGGUUGUGACUCCCCAGGAACAGCCUGGGCGAAUUCACAAGAGUUCUCCGAUGUGUCACCUACACCACCACCGCCAAAGACUUGGAACGAGAGAGGUUCACCUGAACCUCCGUCGAGAAUAUCGCCUGCUUAUUAUAAUAUAACACAAGAUAAAGUAAGACAAGCUCCAUUUGCAAACAAAGGCCAUAGAUAUACAUCAUCUGACCCACGAGAUGAUGACAGGAGAAACAAUAAAGUAAGAACAAACAUGAAAGAUAAGUUUUCAAUAGCUAUAUAGAAUGAAAUAAUAAAAUAACUUGAUUUGCUAUUAGAUGCAUAAGGUACGGAAUGACGGUGGUCGGAUACAUUAAUUGGAUAACUUUGAAAGAGAAACGUGCAUUCUUGUCGCAAUCGUUUUCUGUUUAAAGAAAAAUGAUAACAAUAGGUACAAAUGGUGGCUUAAUAAACGCGUUUGCGUUAAACAUUUGCAUUUCGAAACAUAAAAAAGAGAUUGUUUUCGUGAGACUGGUUGAGUUCAUCUGUUAUGCAUUGACGAUUAUACACAUACACAUUACAAGAAUAUCAGACUUAUUGGUCCUUGAAAAAAGUAUCACAUUAUUUAACAAGUUCCGUUUACGACACGGUUUUUACGAUUAGUGUCUGUUUAAUUUUAAACAUUAUAUUAGUAAUGAGAAAGAACAUUGAUACGAGGUGGUCCAGAAUUAAGUUGUUAAGAUAUCUAAAUUAUUUCAUAACAUACAAAACAGACAUUCUAACAAGAAAACAUAUCAUCACAUUGAUGUAACUGUAAUUUUUAAAAUGUUGACAGGGCCUUGGAAUAUAUUAAUUCUGAUAUUGUUGAACUGUGUAUUUUAUCCAUUUAUAUAUCAUUCCUUGUAAAUACGCAUUUUCUAUUUAUGUUUGACUGUUGAUCAGUCUUGAAUAUUGUUGUGAAUACACUAUCAAUAUUUUAUUUUGAGUAAUGAAAUUGUAAAUCAUAAUUUAACACUUAAUGUUUUUCGGUAUUUCAUGUCUUUUCUUUCUUUAAAAGAACCCUAUUGAUCACACUAAACCAAUAAUAUAUGAAGGAUAUUACUAAAACGAAGUCCAGCAAAAUAAAAGAUUCACUUUAAAGACAAAAAUGUUAGUCCAACUUGGAUUUUCACAUAUUUUCUUGUACGACCAAAAUAUUACAUGAAUUUUAUUUUUCAACUUUAUUCAAAUAUCAAAAACAUAGAUUUCAAUUUGUUCUGCCAGUUUGUCAUAUUUGUGAUUAUUGAAGGUGUUAUUUUUGUGUAUAUAUUGUUUAUAUUCAGUUAUUCGAUGUUUGAUUACAUAUGUAAUGGCUUUUUAUAUAUUUUGGUGUAAUUACAUCACCUUAAAGCAUUUAUUCUGCUCACUAUCACGGUUGUCACACAUUCCAUUUUUGAAGGUGCUGCGAUGUUACUAUGUUUAAAUCGGGCAAAAAAUACCGCUGAAAGGUGAAACAUUUCAUAGUAUAACAGUGUUUAAAACUUGAUAUGUUCUGACAGGAAAGUAAUUUCUGGAUGAACGUUUGAAGUUAAUAAAUGUUUUGUUAGUUUUGUGAUCUAAAUAUAUUCUGGUAUCAUCUAAAUUAGGAUGAUUGUGUAAUAUACUAACUGGUAUUCGACUGUUUAACGUAAGGUGCAUUUGUCAAAGGUUAAACAUAUUAAUUGAACGAUUACAGAAAUAUUUAACUGAUGUAAUAUUCGGAAAUUUCGUACGUAUUUUGGCUUAAGUAAAUUAAUUUUUUAUCAAACUAUGAAACUAGGAAUGUGACUGAUAUCCAUACAAAACUGUUUCCAAAUGAAAAAUAAAACAAAAAAAAACUUUUGAACAACACAUUUCUGAUUGUAGAACGUUUGCAAUAUUACCAGUGAUAACAAAUGAACAAAAGAAUGAAUGAAAAUGCAUCUGAUGUGCAAAUAUUGGAUUGCAAACGUGUUUUUUUCUUGUGUUUAAGAAUUUAUGAUACGAUUGCUAUUUUUUUCAUAUUAAGUGUGGUCAUAUAUAUAGCCUUAAAUUUAACAUUUCCAUUUAUUACUAUCAUUUUGAUAUAUGAAACAAUAUUUAAGUAGUGUAAUAAUAAAUGAUCAACAAUGUUGUACAUGUCUAGAUGUUACCUAUAUAUGUAUAUUGUUGCAGCUUCUUAUUGUAUUAUAAUACAUCAAUAUGUCGUGAAUAUAAAGCACACUGCCAAUACAAAAUUAUAUUAUGUAUAUAUAGCAUAUGAUAUCAAUAUUUAUCAUUCAGAUUUUUAAUCAUAUAUAACUUUGUUUGUAUAUAUUGCUGAUGUUUUAUUUAGCCCGAACUAUUAUGCAAAGUUUGUACAAAUUUUUGUUUUAUAUUAUUAUCAAAGGGACACUACUACUGCUGAAUGUGAGGAAAUUAUUUUCUAACAGUACAAAUUACGUUAUGUAACAGUAAACUAUACCUCUAAAAGUUUUAAUAUGAUCUUACAUUCAAUGAUGAUAGAUUAAAUAAGUAUAUAUGAUAAUUUAAUUACCUCAUCAUAUAGUAGACAGAGUCUGAUCCUGACAAACAGCUUUCUAUUUGUUUGACUGUAAAAUAAAAUGAAAUACAUGAUAUAUGUAUUAUGCAAUAACUUGAUUUUAAUUUUUAUUUCUAAAAAACAUUUAUCAUAUACAAAUCUAUAUUAUAUUAUUUUAAACAUCAUUUCAAACAUUUCUAGAUGUAUAAAAUAUAACUUUAGUAGUUUGACAGUCUUUAAGGCAGAAAUACAUAAUUAAUCUUUACCACAAUUCAACUUUAUCAUUUUAUUCAAAAUAUCAUUUACGAUUAACUUAGCUUCUACUGAAUGGCUGAGAAUUAAACAUUAUUUUUCCCAUUACAAAUGGACAUAAAAUGAUAUAUUUUUUCUUUCUAUAUUUAAUUAUAUAGAUUUAUGAUGUUUUUAUUUAUUGAGAUAUGUUACUAAUUUUCUCUGUCUUUAUGACAUUGUUAAGUUUUGUAAAUGACAUAGUAUUUAACUCAAAGCAUUGCGGAAGUUUUUGCAGUCGGUAUAUAUUCAACUGUGUUUAAUAAAAAAAGAAAUGUUAAGUUUAUGUAUGACACGUGUGAGAAUGAUGUUUAUAUUAAUGUAUGAUGGUUAUUUAUUGAAAACAAACUAGUCGAGUGUUUGUGUUUUGUUUUCUACUUCAUUGUGGCUGUUAACGUAUAAAUUCUACAUUAAACAUAUGGUAGAAUUUUAAGCAAAUAAACUAAUUUCUGUUAAACGUCA